UGACUGCCAAGGAGUUCUCUUUUUAAGUCAGUUUUGAUAAAAAGUAGAUCUUGUUCCUGCAUUGUUCAGAUUCUUUGAGGCGUCAGAGAGUCAGGUAGCCUAUCGUGUUUUUGGUCGCCGUCUUCCGUUUAAUUAAACGACUUGUUUGAUGAGAAGUAUUGGUAGAAUUUCUGGGCAUAGCCAAGCAACAGGUGGCACGACCGUAAUCUACGAGAACGUUUGAAAAGAAAUUGACACAUUUUACGUUUUCCUUUUGAGGAGCAGAGAUCCUGCGCUGUCUGCUCAACCCGUGUCCUGAAGUGGCCCAGAAGUGCUUGCUUCAAGAGGGGGCUUCGCUUUUGUGCGUCUCUCUGCAAGAAUGGGUUUGCGUACGAAAGGGUAUUUGCAUGCCUCCACUGCACUGCUGGUCGUAAUAUUCGUCAUCAACUCAGCAUAUACAAAGUCGAGCACUACCUGGGAAGUACAGCGCUACGAUGGAUGGUACAACAAUUUAGCACACCAAAGUCGAGGGGCAGCAGGCUCGCCAUUGAUCCGACUCCUGCCAGCCAAAUACUCUGAUGGUGUCUAUCAACCAAUCCAAGAGCCAAGGCUGCCGAAGCCACGAGAUAUCAGCAACAUCGCCAUGAGGGGACCCUCUGGCCUGCCCUCUACCAGGAACCAGACUGUCCUGUCGGUUUUUUUUGGUUACCAUGUUGUGUUCGAGAUUGUGGACUCCAGACUGCCUUCCUGUCCGUCAGAAUUUAUGCAUAUUUCGGUGCCACAAGGUGAUCCCAUCUUUGAUCCCAACAACACUGGGAAUACCAUUCUGCCGUUCCAGCGUGGGAGGUGGGCCCAAGACUCCAGCCAGAGUCCCAAUAAUCCCCGAACUCAGGUAAACGACGUGACCGCUUGGAUAGACGGAAGCUCCAUCUAUGGCUCGUCCAGCUCCUGGUGUGACGCUCUGAGGAGCUUCUCUGGAGGCCUCCUGGCCUCGGGGUCAGGGGGGGCCUUCCCAAGGCGCACCGCAAGGCCCUACUUCAUGUGGAACAACGUUGACCCUUCCACCGGUCGCCACGGUCGGGAUGGGCUCUACGAAUUUGGGAAUGCCAGGGGCAAUGAGAACGUGUUCACAAUGGCAGAAGGGAUUAUAUGGUUUAGGUACCAUAAUUAUCUGGCCCGCAAGCUGCAGGAUCAAAACCCGAUGUGGUCAGAUGAAGAACUGUUUCAGACUGCCAGGAAAAGGGUUGUUGCCACAUUUCAGAACAUUGCAUUUUAUGAAUGGCUGCCAUUGUAUCUUGGAAAUCAGACUCCACCUCAAUAUCCAGGCUACCAGAAGCAUGUGGAUCCUGGUAUUUCCCCUGAAUUUCAGGCAGCUGCUGUGCGAUUUGGGUCUACUAUGGUGCCCCCUGGUGUUUACAUGAGAAACAGGACCUGUCAUUACCGGGACAUCAUCAACUUUGACCAAAGCACUUCCCCUGCCAUGCGGGUGUGUAACAGCUUCUGGAACAGAGAGAACCAAAACCUGCAGACAGGCCAUGAUGUUGAUGACCUCAUAAUGGGCAUGGCAUCACAGAUCGCAGAGAGAGAAGACAAUGUCAUUGUGGAGGAUUUGAGAGAUUACAUGUAUGGUUCUUUGGCGUUCUCUCGCACCGACCUGGUGUCCCUGACCAUCCAAAGGGGGAGGGACAGUGGUCUGUCCAGCUACAACCAGGCCAGGGCAGCCUUUGACCUCCCGCCAGUGAGCCGGUGGGAGGAUAUCAACCCCCAGCUCAACAGAAGCAGCCCUCAGCUGUUCAAAGACCUGGCCGAGCUCUAUGGCGAUGACAUCUCCAAGCUGGAGCUUUUCCCCGGGGGCCUUCUGGAGUCCUGGGGGGCCCCGGGGCCCCUGUUCUCUGCCAUCAUCCUGGACCAGUUGAGAAGAAUCAGGGACGGAGACCGCUACUGGUUCGAGAACAUGAAAAAUGGUCUGUUCACAGCCGGGGAGGUGGAGGACAUCCGCAACACCACCUUUCAGGACGUGCUCCUGGCGGUCACUGGUGCACAGAGCGGGGACAUCCAGGACAAUGUGUUCCUCUGGGCGGAUGGUGACCCCUGUCCUCAGCCUGAGCAGGUAACUAGCGUGAUGCUCCAUCCCUGCACCAAUGCCACUUCCCUGGACUAUUUUGAAGGCAGCCAGGUGGGAUUUGGUGUCACGCUUGCAGCUCUGUUCCUGUUCCCAGCAGUGAGUUUUCUCCUGGCCUAUGUGGUGGCCUUUUGUCGCAAGUCCAAGUUCAACAGGCACCAGAGGACGCCCAGUACGACGGCUAGCGCGGGGGAGCCACCAGCGUGUGAGUGGCUGGGCCCUAAGCAGCCGGAGCAGCCGGUGGGGCUGGAGGUUGACCUGCAGAACGGGAGGUUAAGGGUCACGGACAGUAACGGCUCCACGCUGCGCUCCCUCAGCCUGCCCAGCCAGGGGCACCUGGACGCCCUCCUGUCCAGCGACCGACAGCGCCGUGCUCUGCUGCUUAAGAUCCCCAAAGAGUACGACUUGGUGUUGUUUUUCAAGGACGAAAGCAAACGUUCAGAUUUCCUGAGGCAGCUGGGGUCGGAGCAGCCGGGAGCGGCCGGGGUGGUGCGGGUGAGGGAGGCCAGGGAGCAGGAUCUGCUGAAGGAGGCCGUGACCAGGGAGCAGAGGGCCCAGAUCGUGGAUACCUUCUUCAGACACACUUUCUCACAGGUCCUGGAGAUCGAUAAGCGAGACGCCGGGGAUCUGAGUGCUGUGCCCUCCAGGAUCACCAGGGAGGUGCUCCAGUGCGAGCUGAGCAGGACGGAGCUGGCCGACGCCCUCGGCCUCAAGCCCGACUCCCUCUUCGUGGAGUCCAUGUUCGCCCUGGCUGACAAAGACUGCAACGGCUACCUUUCCUGCCAGGAGCUUCUGGACAUCGUUGUCAUUUUCAUGAAAGGCUCCCCAGAAGAGAAGUCAAAGCUGAUGUUUACCAUGCAUGAUAUCGAUGCCAAUGGGUUCCUGUCAAAAGAUGAAUUCUCAAGGUUACUGAGGUCCUUCAUUGAGACCUCAAACAGCUGCCUCUCCAAGAGCCAGGCGGAGCAGGCCAUCGAGGCCAUGCUGACGGCGGCCGGGUUCGACGACAAAGAGCAGAUCACCUGGGAGGACUUCCACUUCCUGCUGCGCGACCACGAGAAGGAGCUGCGCUUCGCUCAGCUCAACAUCAAAGGGAUAGAGAUGCAGGGUAACAACUUCCUGCAGAGAAACCAACAGAUAUCCUUCAUGAUCAAAGAACAUAACGAUUCCCAGACUGUAGGAGAGGCCCUGCGUAAAAGAAUGGGGAAAAGGGAGAGGUCCCCCAGCGCUCGAGUGUUCGUGCGGCCCGUGAGGGAGCGGCACAGGAGCACGUUUCAGCAGAGGGUGCAGCAGUUCAAGCGUGUCAUGGAGAACUACCGCCGCCACAUCGUGUGCCUGGGCGUGAUCUACGGCAUCACCGCCGGCGUGGCCCUGGAGAGAUGCUACUACUAUGGCGUGCAGGCUGAUAACACGGGCUUCCCAGAGGCCACGGCGGUGGGCAUCGUGGUCUCUCGUGGCACCGCGGCCGCCAUCUCCUUCCUGUUCCCCUACAUGCUGCUCACCGUCUGCCGAAACCUCAUCACCCUCUGCCGCGAGACCUUCCUCAACCACUACAUCCCCUUCGACGCCGCCAUCGACCUCCACCGCUGGAUGGCCAUGACGGCCGUCAUCCUGGCAGUCAUUCACAGUUUGGGUCAUGUGGUCAACGUCUACAUCUUCUCCGUAAGCAACCUCAGCAUCCUGGCCUGCCUAUUCCCCAAAGUCUUUUCAAACGACGGUUUUGAACUUCCAAAGAAGUGGUCUUGGUGGUUCUUUAACACAGUUCCAGGCAUGAGCGGUAUCCUGCUGCUGCUCGUCUUGUCCCUCAUGUACGUCUUCGCCUCGCGGUAUUUUCGACGCAUCAGCUUCCGUGGAUUCUGGGUCACACACUACCUCUACGUUGUCCUCUACAUUCUGACGGUUAUCCAUGGCAGUUAUGCCCUGAUCCAGGAACCAAGGUUCUUCAUAUAUCUCAUUCCCCCAGCUAUUCUCUUUCUGGUGGACAAGCUCAUCAGCCUCAACAGGAAGAAGGUGGAAAUCCCUGUGAUGAAAGCUGAACUUCUGCCCUCUGGUGUGACGUGUUUGGAGUUCAAGAGACCUCAGGGUUUCAUAUACCGUUCGGGACAGUGGGUGCGCCUGGCGUGCCUGGCACUGGGCACAGACGAGUACCACCCCUUCACGCUCACCUCCGCACCGCACGAGGAGAACCUGAGCCUGCACAUUCGUGCAGUGGGGCCAUGGACCAGCAAGCUGAGGGAGUCCUACACACCUGGGAGUCUGGAGCAGCUGGGGGUGUACCCUAGAGUGUACUUGGAUGGGCCCUUCGGGGAGGGGCACCAGGAAUGGACAAAUUUUGAGGUGUCCGUCUUAGUGGGUGGUGGAAUUGGAGUUACUCCGUUCGCCUCUAUCCUGAAAGACCUGGUGUUCAAGUCUUCCAUAAAAUUCAAGAUCCAGUGCAAAAAAGUCUACUUCAUUUGGGUGACUCGGACCCAGAAGCAGUUCGAAUGGGUGUCUGACAUCAUCAGGGAGGUGGAGGAGAAGGAUGUCCAGAAUCUGGUCGCCGUUCACAUUUACAUCACUCAGCUGGCUGAGAAAUUUGACCUACGGACCACCAUGCUGUACGUCUGUGAGCGUCAUUUCCAGAAGGUGUGGAACCGGAGCCUGUUCACUGGUCUGCGGUCCAUCACCCAUUUUGGACGCCCUCCGUUCCUCUCCUUCUUCAGCUCGCUGCAGGGAGUGCAUCCGGAGGUGAGUAAAAUUGGGGUGUUCAGCUGUGGCCCCCCAGGCCUGACCAAGAACGUGGAGAAAGCUUGUCAAAAGAUGAACAAGAGGGACCAGGCCCAUUUCAUCCACCACUACGAGAACUUCUAGUUCAUGUUUAGUUGUAUGCAGCCAGCUCUGUACAAUGAAGGGAUUUCAGCCAUGUAACCAUACAAUUUUCUAGACUUCUUCACACUUUUAAAAAAUAUCUAUGUUGCUUGCAGUGAUGAUUAAUUUUGACAAUGCUGUAUUACAAAUAUACUUUUAAUAUUUCUGCCACUUUGAGAACUUAAACAACUGGCUUCCUUGCAUUCUGUAACUCCAAUAGAACUGUCGAACAGAAAAUAAUGUUUUUACAUUUUUGUUUUCAAUCAUUUUUAAUGUUUUUAUUCACCCACCAUACAUAUCAACAUAACUAACCUCAAAUUGAAUGUUCAACAAUUACAGUCCCCUCCAAAACAAUUCCUUUGCUUUAGCUAUACACUGAAGACAAAUGAGUUUGAGGUCAAAAGAUGUACAUGAGAUGACAGAUCAGAAUUUCAGCAUUUCUUCCUGGUAUUCUUAUCUAGAUUUGUUAAACAAUAUAAAAUAUUGUAACAAGUAAAAGUAUUGUAAACAAUAUAAAAUAAGUAAAAAAAUAUUGGAACAUGUGACUGACAGGUGUUUCUUGUUGCCCAGAUGUAUUUUUUGAUUGAUUGAUUGAUUGAUUGGUUAAACAAUAAAUAGUUCUGAAUGUCUA
This is a messenger RNA of Conger conger (European conger), 5576 nucleotides long. RefSeq names its product dual oxidase 1-like. The record is from RefSeq and is a predicted model, not a curated record. The transcript is spliced from 33 exons. Gene Ontology annotation, biological process: superoxide anion generation; defense response; response to oxidative stress. Bases 359 to 4948 code for a protein of 1529 amino acids. Gene Ontology annotation, molecular function: calcium ion binding; superoxide-generating NAD(P)H oxidase activity; heme binding. Lineage: Eukaryota; Metazoa; Chordata; Actinopteri; Anguilliformes; Congridae. Gene Ontology annotation, cellular component: NADPH oxidase complex; plasma membrane.